This is a messenger RNA of Temnothorax curvispinosus, 1268 nucleotides long. It is a transcript of the gene EMC7, whose product is annotated as ER membrane protein complex subunit 7. Gene Ontology annotation, molecular function: carbohydrate binding. NCBI's taxonomy places the organism in Eukaryota, Metazoa, Arthropoda, Insecta, Hymenoptera, Formicidae. The transcript is spliced from 4 exons. The coding region runs from base 1 to 663 and encodes 220 amino acids. The record is from RefSeq and is a predicted model, not a curated record. Gene Ontology annotation, cellular component: EMC complex.
AUGAGGGGAAUUCUGUGUUUGCUCGUCGUUCUCGCGAACCUAUGCGAGCGAUACGUAAUAGCGGAGCAUGAGGAAGACGCGUCCACGGAUUUGUUUGUGAUCGAGGGGAAGGUGUUCCCCUGGGACAACGCUGCUUCCACUGGGUGGCAGCUCAUGACGCAUGUGAUGGCAAACGGAGGUGAACACUACGGCUUUCUGAGGGAAGAUGGCACGUUUAUAAUCUCGAACGUCCCGUCUGGGUCGUACAUGGUCGAAGUGGUGAAUCCGAAUUACGUUUAUGAGCCAGUCAGGGUCGAGAUCAAUUCUAAAGGGAAAUUCCGAGCUCGAAAGGUCAAUUUGAUACAGACGUCGCAAGUGAUUCAAGUACCUUACCCGUUGAAAAUGAGGCCUCUAGCACCGUUCCGAUAUUUCCAAGUUAGAGAGCAGUGGCGGUUAACAGACUUCCUGUUCAAUCCCAUGGUUUUAAUGAUGGUUCUGCCACUUAUACUGAUCAUGAUUCUGCCAAAAAUUAUGAAUGAUCCUGAAACUAGGAAGGAAAUGGAGCAAUUAAAUAAUCUCACUAUCUAUAAUAUGCCAGAAAUGUCUGAAGUAAUAACGUCUUUUCUUUCUGGAGGAGAAAAACAAAAAUCAAAGGCUGUAAAAGCUGCUAAGAAAAGACAAUAAUGUAUUAGUUUAGUUUUAUUAUCUGUAGAUGAUUAUAUGUAUGUUUACUCUAGUCGUUAAAAAUAUAUUAAGAUACGACGACGAGAGGCGAGAAAAACGUUCCAAUUCCUUGCAUCGAGUAUCGCGUAAGAUUGCGAUUGUUAAUACGUUAAGCCUUUAAACUAUGACUACUUGAAAGUGCUUGAUAUAUUCCUACAGUUUCAUAAUUCACAAAAAUAAUUCGCAUUUCUUAUAUAUACAUCAAAUAAAGAAACGAUAACAACGCCAGCAACUUUCUAACUUUUUAUUCGUCUUUGCUUUAUGUGGUCACUUUAUACACAAUUUCAUAAAUCAGUAGAGAAUAUGAAUAUAAGUAAAAAAAAAAUCUGACCUAAUAUAUGAUGUAAUGACACACAUAAUAUGUAAUAAUGUGUACAAUUUAAUUGUACUUCGUGUCACAAAGACAUUAUUUUGUUACACUUUCUUGUGUCGGUCACUCUCUGUGAUGUCUAGAUUAAUCCUGUCUUAUGUAAGGUGUCCAGGCACAAGAUACAAUUUUCUAAAUCGUAAAAAGGCAUGUAUCUAUAAUACCACAAAUAAACAACAAUUAUGUAUAAAAUCUUGAA